Durio zibethinus is the source of this 586-nucleotide messenger RNA. RefSeq lists its product as uncharacterized. Lineage: Eukaryota; Viridiplantae; Streptophyta; Magnoliopsida; Malvales; Malvaceae. The record is from RefSeq and is a predicted model, not a curated record.
CAACCAAUAAUUUAAAAAAGAAAAGAAAAUGCCCUAAUAAGUCAUCAAGGUAAAUAAAGAGUCUUCGUACCUUCUCAUCUUCUUUUGCCUUUCUCUUUCAUUUCAAAGCUGCCACUCUCUGAUCGCUUCCGUGCAGUGCGCUCGAUGGCAAACCGGUGGUUGAGGCUUGAGGUGUAUCCGCUGUUCGCGGCCGUUGGUGUUGCUGUGGGGAUCUGCGGUUUCCAGUUGGUGCGCAAUAUCUGCUUCAACCCUGAAGUCAGGGUAAGCAAGGAGAACAGGGCAGCUGGGGUUUUGGAGAACUUUUCUGAGGGAGAAAAGUAUGCUGAACAUUUUCUAAGAAAAUAUGUCCGCAACAGGGCACCUGAAAUCAUGCCCAGUGUCAACAGCUUCUUCACUGAGCCAAAAUGAGGAGCCUUCACUUUGCUUUAUGCUGAAAGGUUUCAAUACCAAGUGAAUCUAUUUGGUUAUUGUAAUUCAAAGUUUGUGUUGAUUUUGGUUAGUUGAUGUGGUUUUAAAGGUAAUAAGCUCUGUGAAAAUUUCAAACUCCUUCUAGUUUCAGCUAAUAUGAAUGACUGUAUUUGCAAUA